Messenger RNA from Porites lobata, 768 nucleotides. Lineage: Eukaryota; Metazoa; Cnidaria; Anthozoa; Scleractinia; Poritidae. The record is from the annotation of a GenBank genome assembly.
AUACCAGACGAAGAGAUUAGUUUAUGGGUUGACGAGAUGGAGGAACAAAACAGCAAACGGCAGAAAUUAAACGAAGCUGUCCACAGCAUCUCAGGUGGCCGCUACAGCCCCGUAAUGUCCAGCCUGAACACGACCUGGGACGAAGUCUCCGACACCCAGCAGCGAUAUUACAUCCGCAAAGCUAAGGAGACUAUAGUGACUUUAUUGUCUGUCAUCACUCCCGGUCAAGAGGAACUGGUUUGGAAGGCGUUACAAACGGAGGUACUUUUGGAUCCAAACAGAGACAACCAAGGAAAGUGCAAGCGUUUUGAUCCCAAUUCUGGUCUUGUCGACAUUUUAGUCAAUGCCUAUGAGCAAGCAGGUCAUUGGCAAACAAAGCGACAGAUCCUUUCCCUCUUUGCAGACGACUUUUCAAGAGCUGAGCUUCAAGAGAUGAUCCCUGGGCUUUCCAAAUGGCGCAUCGACCAAGCUCGCCAACAUGCAACAGAAGCAGGGAAAGGCCAGCCUCUCCCUGAAAUUCCUAGUUUCCGUACAAGAAUUGAGCAUGAAAAGGUGGAUCAUUUCAUUGAAUAUAUCUCCAGACCAGAAUUUGUCCAAGACGUGGCGUUCGGGACAAAGACUCUCAAGCUUGACUCGGGGGAGAAAAUUGUCAUACCAGCAGUCAUUAGGACCGUCAUUCCUUCACGCAUCAUCAGACAAUAUUUAGACUAUUGUAAAGAACAAGAGUUCGAGCCGGCGAGCCAGCGUUCUCUCUACCGAUCCGAAUGA